UGUCUUGUUGUAUAAAGAACUACUUUAUUGUACAAACUCAAAUGUAUUCUGAAGAUGCAAACAGUACAUUUUUUCGUGAACUUUUGGACUGUAUUACACUUAAUAUGGGUUUUGGACUGUAAAAAUAUUGAUGAAGACGAAAUGUGGAUGGUCGGAGUUAACUCAUAUGGGUCCAAUCGUAGCUCCCAGUCGUACCCUGGCUAUGGGAGCGAGUGGGUCUACUUCCCGGAUGGGAACGGCGUUCCUCACUUCGCCAAUUUGACCCUGACCGAUCACGAUUCGUUGCGUGUGGGUAAACAUGUACAUAUUGAAAACAGAUUAUACACCAGGGGAUCAUCCGACCACAUAAACAUAAACGAGUCAGCGCAGUCACACGUGCUCCCCGACAUAGCCAGGCUCUUGUCGAAUAAACCUGUAAAAUUGGUGACUCACGGCUGGUUGUCAUCUGACGGAGACAACAUGAUGACCGGCAUAAUUGAUGCUUACUCGAAACACCGAGAUGUCGUUGUAAUAUCAAUAGACUGGAGUGGUACGGCGAGUAAUAUAAACUACCCAUUCGUAGCAAUGCGCGUGGCUGAAGUUGGAACACGAGUUGCAAAAUUUUUGGAUAUGUUCUGCGCACUUUAUCAAAUUACUGGCGAUAGACUGCACUUGAUCGGACAUAGCCUUGGCGCACACGUGAUGGGUAUUGCUGCGUCGAAAACGAAAUUGACUGUAGGAAGAGUGACUGGCCUUGAUCCAGCACGGCCUCUUUUCGAGUAUCCAAAGACACUGAAGAUGGGGCUGACGCCUUCCGCCGCCGAGUUUGUGGACGUGAUCCACACUUGCGGUGGAACCUUGGGCAUCGAUGAGAACGGUGGCCAUGUCGAUUUUUAUCCCAACGGUGGCAAAUCGCCACAGCCGGGGUGUGACAGCAAGUUUUUUAUAUUUGUUCCAGAGCCAUGCAGCCAUUCAAGAGCCCACAAGUAUUUUUCGGAAUCCAUCGCGAAUCCUAGAGGAUUUCCCUCUUGCCAGAGUAAAGGCUGGGCGGAAUAUUUAAGCAGUACCGCGUGUAAAGAGACGACGGUUAUGGGUGAGGAUGUCGACCGGAAUUCAAGAGGACAGUAUUAUUUAAGUACAAAUGCGAAGGCACCCUUCGCUACUAAUAAACCUAAAGCACUUGUAGUGAAGUGAUUCUGUGAGCUGUAGUUUGAUUCAAGCGCGGAUCCAGCUUCGUGCCCAGGGGGCGGUCACGUGGUAAAGGCCCGGGGCCCCAGGGGGGGGGGGGUCACGUGGUCUAUAUUUGUAUGGCCAACUUAGGGGGGAGGACCCCCAUGACCCCCCCCCCUGUAUCCGAGCAUGGUUUGAUUGACUGUUGUGAGACUGUUUUUCAGCAAUUCUCGAAAAGUUUGUACAUUUGGAUCACGUCUCUGAUUUUGAUAAAAAUUGGUAGGCUGGUAGAGUCCAUGAUG
Messenger RNA from Leguminivora glycinivorella, 1451 nucleotides. Its product is annotated as pancreatic triacylglycerol lipase-like. NCBI's taxonomy places the organism in Eukaryota, Metazoa, Arthropoda, Insecta, Lepidoptera, Tortricidae. Gene Ontology annotation, biological process: lipid metabolic process. The record is from RefSeq and is a predicted model, not a curated record. Gene Ontology annotation, molecular function: lipase activity. The coding region runs from base 55 to 1173 and encodes 372 amino acids. The transcript is spliced from 5 exons.